Melanotaenia boesemani (Boeseman's rainbowfish) is the source of this 2573-nucleotide messenger RNA. RefSeq names its product copine-9-like. Gene Ontology annotation, cellular component: plasma membrane. The record is from RefSeq and is a predicted model, not a curated record. Gene Ontology annotation, biological process: cellular response to calcium ion. The coding region runs from base 339 to 2078 and encodes 579 amino acids. Gene Ontology annotation, molecular function: calcium-dependent phospholipid binding. NCBI's taxonomy places the organism in Eukaryota, Metazoa, Chordata, Actinopteri, Atheriniformes, Melanotaeniidae. The transcript has 22 exons.
CUUGUUGAGGUCUCUGCCUCCACCUGCUGAUGGAUGGAGAGAAAAGGUGCGUCCACGUCGGCGCUCCGGUGUGUUUCCCCGCCUCCCCUUCCUCCUCCUCCUCCCCCCUCCUCCUCUCGCCAUGAAUGAAAGCUUCAUCUUCAGGUAUGCCUCCUAACCCUCAGCUGCGCUCCAGCGACAGCCAGCAGCAGAAAAGCCGCAGAUUGAUCCUCAUCUCCGGGUGGAAACAGCGCACACAUCAGCCUCUGGAACAGCAGCGCCGCGAGACGAGUGCGAACUUCAAAGCUUAAGUAGUGGUUUAAAGAAAAGAAAGGGAAAAAGAAAGAAAGAAAACAACCAUGGCGACAAUAGGAGAUUUCGACCCACUCAACUCCACCGUACCUGCGACCAAGAUAGAAAUCACGGUGUCCUGCAGAAACCUGUUAGACAUGGACACCUUCUCAAAGUCAGAUCCAGGCGUGCUUGAGGAGGUGGAGAAUGUGGUGGUAUUGUAUGUUCAAGGCCUGGGCACAAAAGAGUGGAGAGAGUUUGGUCGAACGGAAGUGAUUGAUAACACACUGAACCCCGACUUUGUGAGAAAGUUUGUCCUUGAUUUCUUCUUUGAAGAGAAGCAGAACCUUCGCUUUGAUGUGUAUAAUGUGGAUACCAGGAGCUCCAACCUUUCCAAACAUAAGGACUUUCUGGGUCAGAUGUUCUGCACUUUGGGAGAGAUCAUCGGUUCUCCUGGUGGCAGACUGGAGAGAACACUAUCUGGGAUUCCUAACAAGAAGUGUGGAACCAUCAUCUUCACAGCUGAGGAGCUGAGCAACUGCCGGGACCUAGCCACCAUGCAGUUCUGUGCCAACAAGCUGGAUAAAAAGGAUUUCUUUGGCAAGUCUGACCCUUUCCUCGUCUUCUACCGGAGCAACGAGGAUGGAACGUUUACCAUCUGCCACAAAACGGAGGUGAUCAAGAACAAUCUGAACCCUGUUUGGCAGUCAUUUACGAUCCCAGUUCGAGCUCUGUGUAAUGGAGACUAUGACAGGACAGUCAAAGUGGACGUCUAUGACUGGGACAGAGAUGGGAGUCAUGACUUUAUUGGAGAGUUUACCACCAGCUACAGAGAACUGUCAAGAGGUCAAAGUCAGUUCAACGUCUAUGAGGUUUUGAAUCCUAAAAAGAAAGGGAAGAAGAAGAAAUACGUCAAUUCAGGGACGGUGACUCUCCUGUCCUUUAAGGUGGAGUCUGAAUGCACGUUUGUUGACUUCAUCAGAGGAGGGACACAACUUAAUUUCACUGUGGCCAUAGACUUCACAGCAUCUAAUGGUAAUCCAUCCCAACCCACCUCACUACACUACAUGAGUCCAUACCAGAUGAAUACAUACGCCAUGGCCCUGAAAGCUGUGGGAGAGAUCAUUCAGGACUACGACAGUGACAAACUCUUCCCUGCAUAUGGCUUUGGAGCUAAACUUCCCCCAGAUGGCAAAAUCUCCCAUGUUUUCCCACUGAACUCUAAUUCAGAAAACCCAAACUGUGUGGGGAUCGAAGGCGUACUGGAGGCUUACUUCCAGAGCCUUCGCACUGUUCAGCUCUACGGCCCCACCAACUUUGCUCCUGUCAUCAGCCAGGUGGCUCGGUCUGCUGCAGAAGUGACAGAUGGCUCUCAGUACUUUGUGCUGCUGAUGAUCACAGAUGGUGUCAUCUCCGACAUGGCUCAAACCAAAGAGGCAGUAGUCAACGCAGCAUCUUUGCCAAUGUCCAUCAUCAUCGUGGGAGUGGGCCCUGCUGAGUUUGAUGCUAUGGAGGAGCUGGAUGGGGAUGAGGUCAGAGUGUCUUCCAGGGGACGCUUUGCUGAGAGAGACAUCGUCCAGUUUGUUCCUUUCCGGGACUACAUCGACCGGUCAGGAAACCAGGUCCUGAGCAUGGCCCGGCUGGCUAAAGACGUUCUGGCAGAGAUUCCGGACCAGCUGCUGUCUUUCAUGAAGAGCCGAGUGAUUGAACCUCGUCCACCACUUCCUGCCACCUCUGAUGCACCUACCAUGUCCUCCUCCACCACAACUAAUACUCCUGCACCCAAACAACGCAACACACACCCCUGAAUGAAAGCAGUGUGUAUCCGUGUGUGUCUGUGUGUGUGUGGGUGGGUGGGUGUGUGUGGUUCCAGGGUUGUUGGCACAAACCAAAUCUGUAAACUGAGCCUUUGUUUCUUUUUAAACUGUAUAUGGAAAGGACCCCUGUGCAGGACCUGGACUGUAAGAGUGGAAAGCAUACUUUUUGUGUUUAUGUUUCAGGUUCUGACCCUUAUCAGGACCUACUAUAGUACAAACUUUGUUUUAAAUGCUCAGACUGCAUUUAAAACAAAGGCUACAAAUGCAAAGAUGUUUUUCGUGAGUCAGCUUUUUCAUUGCAUUUCUGUGACUGAUCUAAACCUUUUUGGAUUUUUUUAUUUUUCCUACAGAAAUCGAGUCCAGCUCCUUCAGCUCCACCUCAGUUUCUAUCCCACUGUUCCUUUCACGAUCACAGAGAAAUAAAUGUUUAACUAUCCACAAAAUUAGAUUUUUAUCAGUUGUAAAUAAACACAGCACCAAGGCUGA